Molecule: messenger RNA, 825 nt
Organism: Pipistrellus nathusii (Nathusius's pipistrelle)
Lineage: Eukaryota; Metazoa; Chordata; Mammalia; Chiroptera; Vespertilionidae
Source: the annotation of a GenBank genome assembly
AUGGGGGCGGUGGGCGGAGGGCUGGUGGACUGCCACUGCCACCUUUCCGCCCCGGACUUCGACCACGAUCUGGAUGAUGUGUUGGAGAAAGCCAAGAAAGCCAAUGUUAUGGCUCUUGUGGUGGUCGCUGAACAUUCAGGAGAAUUUGAAAAGAUUAUGCAGCUUUCAGAAAGGUAUAACGGGUUUGUCCUGCCAUGCUUGGGUGUUCAUCCAGUUCAAGGACUUUCACCAGAGGACCAAAGAAGUGUCACAUUAAAGGAUUUGGAUGUAGCUUUGCCCAUUAUCGAGAAUUAUAAGGAUCGAUUAUUGGCAAUUGGAGAGGUGGGACUGGAUUUCUCCCCCAGGUUUGCUCGCACUGAUGAACAAAAGGAAGAGCAAAGACAAGUCCUCAUCAGACAGAUCCAGUUAGCCAAAAGACUAAAUUUGCCUUUAAAUGUUCACUCACGUUCAGCUGGGAGACCCACCAUCAGCCUCUUAAAUGAGCAAGGUGCUGACAAAGUGCUGCUCCAUGCAUUUGACGGUCGGCCAUCUGUAGCCAUGGAAGGAGUAAAAGCUGGGUACUUCUUCUCAAUCCCUCCUUCUAUCACAAGGAGUGGACAGAAGCAGAAACUUGUGAAACAGUUGCCUUUAACCUCCAUUUGCCUGGAAACAGAUUCACCUGCACUAGGACCAGAAAAACAGGUACGGAAUGAACCCCAGAACAUUACCAUCUCAGCAGAAUAUAUUGCCCAGGUGAAAGGAAUCUCAGUGGAAGAAGUUAUGGAAGUGACAACACAGAAUGCAUUGAAAUUGUUCCCCAAGCUCCAGCACCUGCUCCGUAAAUAA